Molecule: messenger RNA, 4737 nt
Organism: Zygosaccharomyces rouxii
Lineage: Eukaryota; Fungi; Ascomycota; Saccharomycetes; Saccharomycetales; Saccharomycetaceae
Gene: THO2
Product: Tho2p
Exons: 1
Coding region: 1-4737 (1578 amino acids)
Biological process (GO): mRNA export from nucleus; mRNA processing
Cellular component (GO): THO complex part of transcription export complex
Molecular function (GO): mRNA binding
Source: RefSeq, a predicted model, not a curated record
AUGUCUGAGAGUGUGAGUGCCUCCAUCGAUAAGUUGGCGGCCACCCACAUAACUUUCCCCCAAGGACACAAGAUUUUCAAUCAAGAAUUUGCAGAUAAUUGGAAUACAAAAAGCCAAGAGCUAUGUGCUCAAUUCAAAGAGUUAGAAGGUACUGAUCAGAGACAAUCGUGGCUUAAAGAUGUUUUCCGUGAGAUUUUUGAACUGAUUUAUGAUCAAAAUACAAAGGGCUCACCCACCAUGCCUCAAAUAUCCAGAUUAUUAGAAGAUAUAGUUAGUAGUGGAACUCAAGAUAUUAAAGAUAGUGAAUUAUUAUCAAUGGUCGGUAAAGUGUUCGUAUCGGUUUCCCAAGAAUAUUCUGAUGAAGAUGAUAAUGUCGUACUCGCAUUGGCAAGAAUAACCAAGUCUCUUCAUAAGGAGAUGUUCAAAUUCAGCAGACUAUCAACGAAAUUAAUGAAUCAGGGACAAACCGUACUUCUGAAGCAUCUUCUGAAAAAAUCCAAGUACGAACUAAAGAAAUUCAAUUUAUUAAUGGAAUGUUCUACGGGAUACAUACAACUUGUUACCUUACUCUGGGCGGCAUACUACGAUCCUGAUAGAAUGAAUAAGGUUCCUUAUUUCAUUCAAGAAUUCCAACAAUUAGCUGGUAAAUAUUCAUUGGAUCCAAUGCGUUGUUUAGAUGUCAUUUUGGAUGUCUCAAGUGAAUUUAUCACAGAAGGGUACGAAUUUAUGAUACGAUUUUUAAAGAUUUCAGACUAUUGGCCCAAGACCUCUCCAGCCAACAACUUUGACUAUCAAUCUUUGAACCAAGGUGGGAAUGCGAUUGCCUCCCACUUAAUAAGUCUCCACCUCAACCAAGAAGAUGUCGGGAAAGAUACUGCGUAUCUCGAUAUGGUGUGUAUUUUAAUAAGAGAGGGUUUCGUUAGCUUCCUACCGAUAUGGGAUAAUAUAAAACCUAAUGAUGAAACUUUGUCAGCAUUUUUCGAAAAUUUUGACAAUGAGCUGGAAGCUGAAUCGAUGAAGGGAGUCACAAAUCCACUAGCAAUGGCCGAUGCCCUAACCGCUGCAGACGACAAUGAUGGUGAUGAAAAGAUGGAAGAUGUUAAUACAGACGGGAAAGAUUCAUCUGCGAAGGCUGAAGAGAAAAAGGCACUUGAACAAAAACAAGAGGCGUUAGAAAAAGAAAACAUAAAGAACAGUGUGUUAAAUGGUUCCAAGCUGGAAUUUUUGAAAAGAUUACUGGUACAUGGCGUCCUAAUGCCUGCAUUUUACAUUUUCAAGACUCAUCCACAAUGUGUUUACAUCAAUGAUAUGCUUCCAAGACUAAUAGGACGAUUGUUUGAAAAUAUGUUGGAUCCUCUAUAUCAAUCUUUGGUCUUUAGCGGCUCCCAAAAUCUACAAAGCGCGUCAUUAAUUACCACGUUGGACAAUGGGUUACUCUCUAAAAAAACUAGAUUGGUUUCUGAAAGAAAAUCACAUAAUCCUUUUCCACUUCUCGAAAUGAGGACGAGGUUUGUCUUCUAUUAUGCAGAGUGGUGCAAAGACCUUGGAGAGCUUCAUACAGUAGAGGAGCUCUUUACAAAAUCUAAUGAAUUUUUCACUAUAUUAGGACCAUCUUUGGGUAAAGUUCCUCAACUUAUCUCUAAACUUUGUCGAAUCGGUGUUGCAGAUAUUGAGACGGCGGCAGCAGAUAAAAAGGAAGAAACUAUAAACAAAUGGAUUGAUUACGUCCGCAAAUUUAUCUUUCCAGCCAUACCCGUUCUCGAGGUCAAUCCAGUAAUUACUAGUGAAAUAUAUCAAUUGAUGAAAUUUUUCCCCUUCAAAAGAAGAUAUUUCUUAUACAACGAGUUGAUCACUAGAACCUCUCAAGAUUUACUUCUGCCCAAAGUGGGUUUCAACAAGGCUGAAAGAAGUGCAAAGAGUAUUUUAAAGUCACUAAGUAUGGACACUAUCGAAACAGAAUCAAGAAAACUGGCUAAUCUAGUAUCUACCAAUCCUUUGGCCACUUUAGUUCCAGUGAUAAAGCAAAUUGAGAAUUAUGAUAAAGUGUCUGAAUUGGUGGUGAUCACGACCAAAUAUUUCAACAGCUUUGCGUGCGACGUUUUACAGUUUAUCAUAUUAUUACGUUUGACACAUAAUAGACCUGCAAUUCAAACUGACGGAGUAAAUCAAAAUACAUGGGUUCAAAGGCUUUCAGUUUACAUUUCAGGAUUGGCCAAGGAUUGUCCCAAGAUGGAUAUUACCAAUAUUCUCGUUUUUAUUGUCAAGACCCUGCAUGAAGGUAAUAUGGUCGCGGUAUCUAUUCUAAGAGAGCUAAUAACCACCGUAGGUGGGAUUAGAGAUCUAAACGAAGUGAAUACGACAAGACUCAUAAUGUUGAAUUCAGGAGAGCCAUUGAAGUAUGAGGCAAGAAAAUUAAUAUUUGAUACCAGGGAUGAUAACCGUGAGCUGGCUCUAAAAUUGGUGAAUCAGUUAGCCAAGCAAAAGACAAUUUCAGAACUUAUUCUCCUCCUAUACAAUCUUAACAGGGAGGCGAAUACUCAGACUUUGCAUUAUAAGAUUUUAUCCACCAGAUGCGAUGAAAUGAAUACUCUAUUGUGGUCUUUCAUAGAACUGGUAAAAUACUGCUUUACCUUGGAAGAAUUUGGUGAUAAUGUAUUACCACUAGAGGUUUUGACAAACGACUUUCAUCUAUCAACAUCCUGGGUGUUCCACAUCUGGAGAAAUUAUAUCGAUCAAAAAUUCAGAGAAGCAGACCCAUCUUCAGAUGUCAUGUUACAGAACGCUGUUUUCGAAGGUGUUGACUAUAGCUACAUUACCAAAGAAUUGUUCCUAACAUUCUGGAAGCUUUCAUUAUAUGACGUCCAAUUCGAUAAAGCACUGUACGAUAAGAAGAAGGCAGGAUUAGAAGAAGAACUUUCCAAGUCCUCUUCUACCAAGAAAAAGAAUGAAUAUUCUAAACAAAUAAAGGAUAUCCUUGUAAGUUGCAUCUCCCAUCAAAAGACAUUUAAUAAUACCAAACGUUUGAUCAGUGAACAGUCUCAAUCCUGGGCAAAAGAUCUUUCAAACGAAAGGAUUAUGUCAUUCUUUCAAUAUUGUAUCGUUCCUAGAGUUCUAUUUUCACCACCAGAUGCAUUGUUCAGUUCCCAUUUCCUCUUAAAGUCUUUUGAUCUCAAAGAUUUGAUGAAGAUUUUAGGAGUGUUCAUGUCUUCCAGGAUCCUUAGCGCUCUGCUGUUCUGCUGCACCCGGUCCGAAGCUGGUAAUAUGGGUAUUUUCUUUUCACAACUUUUGGGAAGUCUGGAAGAAAUGAGAGUAUCGGAAGACCAGGAAUUCCUUUAUCAACGAGAGUUAUAUGAGUGCAAUUCUUUGCUCACGGAGCAAAUUGUUGAAUUGUUAUUUAACAGAAACUACAUGUCCAUCAGAAACGGUAUCGAGUUUAUGAAACACGUAUCGCAUGUUUUCCCAAUCAUUGAUACACAAAUCUUAGUCGCAUGUAAGGCAUUAGAGAGAAUAUUAGAGAGUGAAGAAAGAGAGGACAUCAAACUGCCCAGUAAUGCGCUUUUUGGCCAUUUGAAAGCUCGUUUGAAGAAUUCUUGUAAGCCAGAAGAAUUCUGUGAGAUGACUGAAGAUGAGAAGCGGGAGAAAGGGAAGUAUGUCUCAGAAUUAGAGGAGAUAAACCAUUACGAAAGCUUGUUAGCCAACGAAAAGAAGGAAAUUGAAUUGAGGAAGCAAUUAGAGUUCAAUAAAAAGCAAAGAGCAGAAGCUGAAAAGGCUAAGGAGUUGGAAGAAGCUAAGAAGGCUGAAAAGGAAGCCGAGAAGAAGGAAGAUGCUAGGGAUAAGUUCAAGGGUAUUCCCUCUGGACCCUCGGGUGGCAAGCAAGCUGCCCGUCCUCAAAGUUCAACUUGGCCUUUUGGUAAAGUGAUUAGAUUUAUGGAUGAGGUUUGCUUUCAUCUUGGUAGGAAUAACUUGAACAGAGCCGCUGACUGCAUAAGUGAUCCAACGGAGAACCAGACUUUGAAAAGAUUGUCCAAGGAAUCCAUGCCAAUUCGUGAUUUGAGGACUGGUGUCUUUGAAGUCUUUGAACGCUUCUUCCGCUCUCUAGUUUACAAUCCUAACAAUGCAGAUUUCGCAAGAAAACUAGAUGAGAUCAAAGCUGCGGUGAAAUAUGUUUCCAAUGACACCCCCAGAGCCCGUGGAGACAUGUAUUCGGAGGCAACUCCAACAGAACCAGCAAAGAAACCAAGCAGGUACAACAAUGAACCUCCUUCUGGACCCAGUAAUGAUAGAGAUACUAAGACAGACUCCCAUGAAGGUACACCAAGCGGUUGGAACAGACCCUAUGAUUCUAGAAACAGACAAGCCUUACCACCAGGACCACAGAGAAUGGAUAACAAAAGGUCAAAUACGACGCCAAGACCCAUGAAUUUCCCUGAUAGACCUUCGCAACCCAGAUCGGAGACUCCACGUAACGGAAACAAGGUAUACUCUGCUCGCGACCAAGGAAGCAGCGGCAACAACAACAAUAACCGUAUGAGACCCAAGCAUGAAGCGCCACCAGCAUCAGAUGAAAGACUUACUAAGAGAUACAGAGCUGACGACGGCCGGAAUAAGAUGAGAUCACCUCAGAACGAUAGCCGUUCCAAGUACAACAACAAUAACAAUGGGAAAAGAGGCAAUACGCAGGGACUUCCACAGGGUCCCAAAGGAUCUGGUGAAUAUGUUAGCAGAUAUCAAAGAUAG